AUGCACGCAUUGAAAUUUCUGAUUCUAAUCUCUAUUAUCGGCUCGUCAAAUUGUGUUUUCGAUGAAUUCGACGGAAUUUAUAACGAGGAGGAGGCUCGAGAAAUGUUCGAAAUGAUUGCGGCCGUGCAUGACAAAUAUCCAAAAUUUUGUUUGAAUUCGUAAGUUUAUCGCAGAACAUUUUAUCGAAAAAUCUAUCGAUAAACGUUAUCGAUAGAUUUAUCAAUUCUAUCGAUAGAUUUAUCAAUUCUAUCGAUAGAUUUAUCAAUUGAUAACAGGUCAUUUCCUAAUCCAAAAACUCGACCAAAACUAAUCGACUACUACGACAUUCGUUGCGAUUUUCUGAACAGUAAAUGCACCUUUGGAUUGUGUAAGUAACACUUAUCCAUAAUUAUGGAUACUUCUUGGAUAAAUAUACUUUCAGUGGAGAUUCCGCAUAGAAAGCAAAUAAUCGUGGCAAUCCGUGGCACUCAAUCGAUGAGCCAAUUUUUUUUCGAAUUUAUGAGCGCCUUCAUUCCAGACACAUCUUUUCAUGGACUCGGAGAGGUAUAAAUAAAUGUUCGGAUCGUCUUUCGAUGUUCAAUUUGUUUUUUCGACAGAUAAACUAUUAUUUCGCGAUUACCCACGAAAUUAUAUGGGAAAAAGUGCAAAAAGUGCUGCAAAGCGAUGAGUACAAGGAGCAUGACGUCAUUUUCACCGGGCAUUCUCUCGGGGGCUCACUGGCCAGUCUGUCCGCAUUCGAGACGGUUCUAUCGAAGAUCAGAAACAGUUCUCAGGUCAAAAUGAUCUCUUUGGCCGAGCCAAGGACCGGAAACCUCGUGUUCGCCAAGAAUUUCGAUCGAUUUGUCAAGUAUAGGUGCGGUCUCGCUUUUAAUUAAUGUCGAUAGCUUUAUUGGGCAAACUUGAGCACAAAUCGACCUAAAUUUGUUCAGUUUUCGUGUGAUAAACGGACUGGACGCGCUGGCGCACCUGCCCCCGUGCCACAAGGACUACCGUUUCUGGCCCCGCGUGGAUCUUCCGUGUGACGCGACGAGUCGAACCGGUCCCUAUCACCACAGCGUCGAAGUGUGGUACCCGGACGGAAUGCAGAAAGGCUCCAAAUACGUGAUUUGUAACGGAUCGAAAGGCGAAGAGCUUUUUUGCUCCGACAAAAAUCUGGUGACUAUGAGCAAUUUCGGCAAGGGAAUUACCGAUCAUCGCAAAUAUUUCGGAUAUAUGGUUUAUUUUUGAAAAAUUGAAAAAUCCAUACAAUUUUUUUGAAUACUUUUGCAGGUUUCGCAGUACGGCGCCUCAAAUUGCAACAAAAAUCGGACAUUCGACGAGAACGAGGGAAUGUUGGGAAAACUGAAAGUCGCGUCCGAGUUUUUGAAUAAAAUUGUAUAA
Caenorhabditis sp. 36 PRJEB53466 is the source of this 1380-nucleotide messenger RNA. The record is from the annotation of a GenBank genome assembly. Lineage: Eukaryota; Metazoa; Nematoda; Chromadorea; Rhabditida; Rhabditidae.